Oppia nitens is the source of this 1841-nucleotide messenger RNA. Its product is annotated as N-chimaerin-like. Lineage: Eukaryota; Metazoa; Arthropoda; Arachnida; Sarcoptiformes; Oppiidae. The record is from RefSeq and is a predicted model, not a curated record. Gene Ontology annotation, molecular function: GTPase activator activity. The transcript has 7 exons. Gene Ontology annotation, biological process: signal transduction; regulation of GTPase activity. The coding region runs from base 140 to 1606 and encodes 488 amino acids.
UACUGUAGAGUUUGCGUUAAUAUGUGGUAACACUUAUAACGCAUGCGUACAACACAAUUGACCACAACAUUGAUGACAAUUACUACUUAAAUGUGAUUUAAUUAUCACUGACUUACCAUCAAUUGACACCUCAUGAGUGAUGGCAACGAAGACAGGUUUGGAGAAACCUAAACCUAAUUAUUAUAAACAAGAAAUCAGAUAUCAAGUGAAUGAAAAGGCAGACAACAAUACAUUACAUUUGGUUGACAUUAAUAUAUGGAAACAUCACCUUUAUGAUUUACAACAGAAAGCACCGACACCUAAACGAGUUCUUUGUCACCGAGAGGUUGCUCACAGACCCAGACAUUAUGGCAGAGAAUUUCACGGCAUUUUGUCGCGAGAAGAGGCCGAACAUAUGUUAAGUGAAGAGGGAACUGAUGGCCGCUAUUUGAUUCGCGAGAGUCUCAGAAAUAGGGGUCAAAUGACACUCAGCUUAAGAUUUAAUAAUGCGACCAAAAAUUACCGACUCUUUUAUGACGGACAGCACUUUGUUGGCGACAAGAAAUUUGAUACAAUUCACGAUUUAGUGGCCGACGGACUUAUCACACUAUAUCUUGAAUUACAUGCAUCCGAAUAUAUUGCAAAUUUAAGCAAUUCUUGUAAAUAUGAAGAAUCACCUUAUAUGACAUUAUAUAAAAACAAGAAAGUCAUUAACAAAAGUAAACACAGAAGUGUUAUCCAUAAUAACAAAUCAUCGAAUUUGAUGCAAAUUAAAAGGCUUUCUAACUAUGAGGACAAAGACUUUGACGACAACUUUAUGGAUGACGGCAUUGAUGUCCAACAGUUCGAGAAAAAACAUAACUUUAAGACUCAUAAUUUUAUGGGAUCACCUUGGUGUGACUUCUGUGGCAACUUUAUUUGGGGAGUUAUUGGACAGGGAGUCAAAUGUGAAGAUUGCGGAUUUGGUUCACAUCGCAAAUGUUCAGAGAAAGUACCGAAUGAUUGCAGUCCAGACUUAAGACAUAUUCGUCGUAUAUUUGGUGUCGAUUUAACCGCAUUUGUUAAGGCAAGCAAUAAUGUGCGCCCUUUUGUAGUCGAUCUGUGUAUUAAAGAAAUUGAAAAGAGAGGAUUAAAUAAUGAGGGUUUAUACCGUGUUUCGGGAUCGGCUGAUGAGAUAGAAAUAUUAAAAUGUCGGUUUGAAACAGAUUGGGAACAAACAGAACUUUACUUUUCAUGCUUUGAAGACAUUCACGUUAUAACUGGUGUUUUAAAAUUAUAUUUUCGCUCACUUCCCAUCCCAUUGAUUACAUUUGACGCCUAUCCCAGGUUUAUAGCAGCAAUAAAUAAACCUAAUUUGGAGCAGCGAUUGAAUGCUAUGAAAGAGUCUGUUAAUGGAUUACCGCCCGCUAACUACCAAACACUCAGAUUUUUUAUUAUACAUCUUUAUAAGGUUACGACUUAUGAGUCCAAGAAUUUAAUGUCGGCUAAGAAUUUGGGGCUUAUAUUUGGUCAGACAUUACUUCACACACCAAACAUUCCAAUGCUAUUCCAAGUGAAUUGUUGGCAAAAUGAAAGCGAUGUCAUUGAAACACUUAUUCUAUACCAUUCCAGACUUUUUAACAAAUAAUACCAAUAUAUCUGUACCUACAGGUGCUAAACAUGUGUUAAUAUUCUGUUGCAUCUUCUAGUCUUUACCAAAAACUCUGCUCAGAAUUUUUCACUAAUUAUCCAUUUUUGUGCCAAUUUUUGCUCACAUUUUAUUUGUUUGAGAUUUUUUGUUGUGUAUUUCAAAAGUAAUUAUUAUAUAAAGUCAUAAUUUGUGCUUUAGUUGGUCACAGAUUUAUUGACCAAAUUUAUAAUUA